Carassius carassius (crucian carp) is the source of this 638-nucleotide messenger RNA. Its product is annotated as hemagglutinin/amebocyte aggregation factor-like. The coding region runs from base 47 to 568 and encodes 173 amino acids. Gene Ontology annotation, cellular component: extracellular matrix. NCBI's taxonomy places the organism in Eukaryota, Metazoa, Chordata, Actinopteri, Cypriniformes, Cyprinidae. Gene Ontology annotation, biological process: collagen fibril organization. Gene Ontology annotation, molecular function: extracellular matrix structural constituent. The record is from RefSeq and is a predicted model, not a curated record. The transcript has 5 exons.
CCAUACAUUUCUCUCAAGUUGUCUUGUAAUUUCACUCAAUAACACCAUGAGGAGAGCUGCUUUAUUUCUUCUGCUGACGGCUCUCUUGGCCAAAGGACAAGAGCUGCACUGGGAAAACGGCUAUGACCAGCCUCUAAAUUUUAACUGCCCGGCAGGAAAGUCGAUAUCCUACAUAAAGAGCCAACAUGAUAAUCAUCAUGAGGACCGGAUGUGGGAGUUCGGCUGUAAAGACACCUUUGAUUCUGGUGCAGAAUGUUUCUGGUCACCUGACGUCAAUGAUUUUGACCAAAAGCUCAGCUAUGAGUGUCCACCGCACCACAUCAUUGCAGGAAUGAGCAGCUACCACAACAACAAGCACGAGGACAGACGCUGGAAGUUUUACUGCUGUAGAAGUAACGGCCACUGUACUAUGAGCUGUGAGUGGACUACCUAUGUGAACUGGUUUGAUGAGUUCUUCCACUGGACCAUACCAAACCAAAACUACCUGGUGGGUGCUGAAAGCUACCAUGAAAAUAAACAUGAAGACCGCCGCUGGAAGUAUGAGUAUUGUAGUAAAGUACAAUGCUAAGACUCUCAAAUGCAAAAACUCUCAAGUCUGAAAUAAACACAAGAUGGAAAUCACUGAUCCAAGAAUUUUU